AUGACGCUGCAACGAUUCUGUACGGUUGGAUCACAGUUACAUCGCCUUAAACUUGUUCGCACAUAUAAUUCCACCAGUGCAAUAUUACGAUACUGUAGUAGUAAGAGUACAACAUCAGACGAUGAUAAGCUAAGAGCGUUACCUCAAGGGUUACAGAAAUUGGCUAAAAUAAAAGUCGAGGACUGGCAUCACAUUAAUCCUGGUCCUCCCACGACUCACGAUGAUAUACCAAUUCCCUUCAAAAAAUUUGAGGAGGCGAAGAAAGAUUUCAUGCCGACCUUCAAUUUGUAUUUCUAUGGCUCUUUAAUACUUUUUGCUGUAACCUUCUAUUGGGUGUUUUUUAUUGAAGACAUUUGGCCAUAUAAUGCACGAGCACCAGUGAAAUCAUAUCGAGAACGGCAUAAGCAUAAAAAGCUUCCGGAGUCGCCAAAUGAUGAUAGUUCAGGUGGCGGCAAAACGUUAGCAGGCGCCGCUGUGGCUGGAGCAGCAUUGGCUAUUGAUAGUAGCGAAAAGGAAGUAAUAAAAGCAAACGCUGGUACUGAGGAAGAUGUGAAGGUUGACAUUUCUGCGGACUCUUCCAUAUCUUCAAUCAAGGGGAAAAAAGCAGUGGUCAAUGAGGAUUCUAUAGUGCCAGAGGAAACAAGUCCAGUGAGACCGGAAAAAGGGACUGUAGUGGACUCGAAAAAAUUGCCAGAAGAAAUACCUUAUUUGCUAAUAGGCUCCGGCGCAGCCUCGUAUUACGCAGCUUUGGCAAUCAGGGCUCGGGAUCCAGAUGCCAAAGUGCUGAUGAUAGGCGAUGAAAAACACUUACCAUACAAUCGACCUCCGUUAUCGAAGGAGUUGUGGUGGUAUGGUGAAGACCAGGUGGCUGAGACUCUGGAAUAUAGAGGUUACAGUGGAAAGAAGCGGGAUGUAUAUUUUGAAGCGCCAGGAUUUUUCAUACUGCCGGGUGAAAUUGAGUCGGCUGAACAUGGUGGUGUAUCGUUAGUCAGUGGACACCGUGUUGUUAAACUUGACUUGACAACACAAACAGCUUAUCUGGAUGAUGGACGUUCAUUGAAAUACCAAAAGUGUCUUAUAGCUACAGGAGGAUAUCCAAAAUCGUUGCCAGCAAUUGAAAAUGCUAGCGAGGAAGUAAAACGAAGAGUAAUGUUCUUCCGAACGAUUGACGAUUUCCGCAAAUUGGAUGAAAUAGUACGAAAAAGUAAAUCUAUAACGAUUAUUGGCGGUAGUUUCUUGGGUUCAGAGUUAGCAAACUCAUUGAAUCGACGCUUUGGAGAGCAAGGGUUGCAAAUUUGUCAGAUAUUCCGAGAAAAAGGCAAUGUUGCUGAGAUCUUACCGCAGUUUUUGAGCAAAUAUAUAACCAGCGAGCUACGUAAAAGUGGUAUUAAUGUUAUGCCUGAGAAGGAACUUAAGCGUGUAACAAUUGAUGAAAGUGGUAAACUUCGCUUGCAGCUAGCAACAGGAGAAACUAUAAGCACGGAUCACAUCAUUAUGGCAGUAGGCAUAUGCGCAAAUACGGAUUUGGCAAAAUCAUGCGGUUUGGAAAUUGAUCCCAUGAAUGGGGGUUAUGUAGUUGAUGCCGAACUGCGUGCUCGGUCAAAUGUUUGGGUUGCUGGCGAUGCAAGUAGCUUUUAUGAUGUUAAACUUGGUCGAAGAAGAAUGGAACAUUGGGAACAUGCACAAAUAACCGGACGUCUUGCUGGUGAAAACAUGACCGGAGCGAACAGAGCAUAUUGGCACCAAUCUUCUUAUUAUUCCAUCUUAGCACCAAGUGUUCAUUUGGAAGCAGUUGGUAGGACUGAUUCAGGAUUGAAAACAGUGUCAGUUUUGGCAGAUACUAAGGCUGAUGAAGUCGAAAAAGGAGUUGUUUUUUAUCUUGAUGGCAAAGUUAUCGUGGGUGUAUUAUUGCUAAACGUUUCUGGUCCAGGUAUUGAGGUCGCAAGACGGCUUAUUGCAGAUGGACGUGAACAUGACAGUUUCAAAGAACUUGCGAAACUGUUCAAUCUACACAAAAGCAAAGCGGAUGAUGAACAAGAGGGAUAA
Molecule: messenger RNA, 2046 nt
Organism: Brugia malayi
Lineage: Eukaryota; Metazoa; Nematoda; Chromadorea; Rhabditida; Onchocercidae
Gene: Bma-wah-1
Product: Pyridine nucleotide-disulfide oxidoreductase family protein
Exons: 13
Coding region: 1-2046 (681 amino acids)
Biological process (GO): apoptotic process; mitochondrial respiratory chain complex assembly
Cellular component (GO): mitochondrion; cytoplasm
Molecular function (GO): NAD(P)H oxidase H2O2-forming activity; FAD binding; protein dimerization activity
Source: RefSeq, a predicted model, not a curated record